Molecule: messenger RNA, 1953 nt
Organism: Penicillium egyptiacum
Lineage: Eukaryota; Fungi; Ascomycota; Eurotiomycetes; Eurotiales; Aspergillaceae
Source: the annotation of a GenBank genome assembly
AUGUGGAAACCACCUGCGAGACUUUUUCCACUGAGUUGCAAUAUACAACAAGCCCUCAGGCAAACCCGAUACCUCUGCCAGUCUCGCACCCCCACACCCCAAACCAUGGCGGACACCAACAUCAAAGACCAACCCGACUACUCGGCCUGGAGUACCUCCAGCCUGAUCGCGCGCAUCACGGAGUUAGAGCGCCAGCUUCACUCUCAGACAACAGAGUUCACAGCGUCCACAGAAGAGCCGCCGCAGGCAGCCUGCUCUUCUGCGCCCAUCUUUACCGACGUCCCGGAACCUGCGAUCGAUCUCCCCGAGACCUUCAAUACUUCCAAGAAGCGACCACAUUCCCCUCCAGAUAGCGACUCUACCCCAGUGCCCGCUCCCAGACGGGUUGUUAAAGCCCCGAAACCUCCUAAACUCGAUCGCAGUUUUGACCCCUCCAAAUACUCGACGCGGUUCAUUGCGCUCAAGUUCGCAUAUCUGGGACAGGCAUACAAUGGGCUCGAACAUACAAAUGGAAAUACUACGCCUCUGCCUACCGUCGAAGAGAUUCUGUGGAAGGCAUUGCGGCGUACACGGCUCAUCUCCCCCGAGACCACCUCUGAUCUUGAACCGACCGAUAGUGGGGAGCGCGUCCCCAUGCGCCCCUACCACCUUUACUGGGAUGGAUGCGAGUACUCUAAAGCAGGUCGUACGGAUAAGGGCGUAAGCGCUUUUGGGCAGGUUAUUGGACUGCGGGUCCGCAGUCAACGGCCCAUUCCCAAGACCCCCGCUGAGGGCGAGGACGGGAUGAACGUCGACUCGGGAUCUACUGAAAAGGAGUGGGAUGAUAUAGCCGACGAGAUGAACUAUAUCAAUGUUCUAAACAGGGUGCUUCCGGAAGACAUCAGGGUUCUGGCGUGGUGUCCCAACCCGCCACCUGGUUUCGAUGCCCGCUUCUCCUGCCGUGAACGUCGGUACAAGUACUUCUUCACCAACCCUGCGUUCACUCCGACUCCUGGGUCAAUUGGGUUCCAGAACCGUGCACAGAAUGGCGAUGGCCCGCGCGCUGAGUUCCGCGAGGGUUGGCUUGACAUUGAGGCUAUGCGCGAGGCAGCUAAGCAUUUCGAGGGUCUGCAUGACUUCCGGAAUUUCUGCAAGUUGGACACCAACAAGCAGAUUGAUAACUUUGAACGUAUUAUCCAUCACUCUAGCAUCGAAGCUGUCAACCCUAAGGUCAGUCCCGUGGGCUAUGUUGGCCAACCUGGCUUCCAGGCCAAAGAGAAUUGUAUGCCAGAGCCAGAUUUGGCGACUCCCGACACGGCUUCUCAAAGUAUCCCUCAGGUAUACUCGUUCAACCUCCACGGUUCUGCCUUCUUGUGGCACCAGGUGCGACACAUGGUUGCAAUUCUGUUCCUAGUCGGACAGGGACUCGAGUCUCCAUCUAUCGUCCCUGAAUUGCUGGACAUUACCAAGAACCCGCGAAAGCCGACCUAUGCGAUGGCUGAUGAUGCUCCGCUGGUUCUUUGGGAUUGCAUUUUCCCCGACAUAGAGUCUGGUAGUCGCCUGGAUUCCUUGAACUGGGUCUAUGCUGGUGAUAGCCCUGCAAACGGCAAGGGAAGCGCCAAGGGUGACAGCAAAUUCGGGAUGCGGGGCACUGUUGAAAGUCUGUGGGCCGUCUGGAGAAAGCGCAAGAUAGAUGAGAUUCUAGCGGGUGCUCUGCUAGACCUGGCUGUCACCCAGGGUAACCAGAACGUGGAAGACAUUGACAACCAAUGGCAAAACGCGGGAUAUGCCAAGAAAUCAAGCAGAGGUGCCAAAAUCUGGACUGGUGGAAACGAUACUGCUGUUGGUGGCAAAUAUACCCCUGUCGACAAGAAGGCCAAAAUGCAGCCCGUGGAAGUUCAAAAUGCCAAGGGACUUGUCACAAAGCAGCGAAGGCUAGCAAAGGGCGAGGCUGCAAGGGCGGCACUGGAAUGA